Molecule: messenger RNA, 282 nt
Organism: Arctia plantaginis
Lineage: Eukaryota; Metazoa; Arthropoda; Insecta; Lepidoptera; Erebidae
Source: the annotation of a GenBank genome assembly
AUGCUACUAGGAGUUAGAAUACGCAUGCUAAAGUGCCAUAGGGCUUGCUACACCUGUCGAAGAAUCGAUGGCCGUUGGAGACUACGAUUUGGUAAACGGAAAGUAGAACAUACCCAGCCAUAUGAAUUGACGAAUGUAGAUGAGAUGACAUGGAUGCGACGGCAGACCGAUGACGCAGACUUGGAGAGCCGAUAUACAGCAUUGAACUGCGUUAGGCUUAUUGUUAAGAGUGACGUACGAGAUGAAUCAUCAUCAUCAACAGAGAUGAAUACUAUAAGAUAA